CGGUGCGCAAUUUCUGUGGCGACGCCGAGGCAGGCAGGUGAGGCGGGGAUGAUGGCAAAGUUUCAGGAAGCCUGUUCUAGCACGGCGUUUUCAACACGUUAUUUUAGUAGUAUUUAUUUAAUCAUAAAUAUUUUUGUCUUUAUAUCAGAGAUCGUCAGACGGAUGGAUGGGUGGAUAGGUGGAUACAGGGACGCGUAAAUCUGUGUUCCAGGGACACGGACCGGGACUUUUCAUUUUGCAAUAUUUUUUAUAGACCAAUGAUAUUGCUCCGCCUGGUCUAAUUUUAGUGCUGUGUUGAAAAAUGUCCCCAGAGGGUGUUGAGGGUAAGGAAGCCUCUAAAGUUACAAAGCAAGAGAAACCUGCUCCUCCUAAGCCUGAGACGAAGCCUAAGAAGACCGUUGUCAAGAAGGUGGCAGAUGAUAAAGGAGCAAAGGCCAAGAAGGGCGGCGCCAAGGGGAAGAAGGAAGAUGGCCCGGCCCAGAACGGAGAGACCAAGGCCAAUGAGAUCUACGUGUCUCGUCCAUCUGUGAGUGUGUCCUCCAUCAGAAGCAUGGCUCCCUCCCUGAUGUCAGUGAGAGGGCAGAGUAAGACAGUCAGAGUUAAGGGUCUCUGAAGCAGCAGAGGAGGCAACCGAUGAGAAGGCGUAAGGACACGGACGGGUCCACCGACUCGUCCCCUGCAACUCCAUGGCAGCAAAGCAUCUUUUUUUACUGAUGAUUUUUGUACCAUGCAAUUUUUUUUCUUGAUUAGUGAUAGCGAUGGACAACCAGCAGCUGCAGCCUUCAUCAUCCUGCUUCUUUAACCUUCUGAUUGUGCUCCCUCUCUAAUCCUGUAUUGCUUUAGAAUACAGUAUCUCAACUAGAUGCUAAAAGGCACGUUGAAGUGGUUUUAUCAGACAGCAGCUGAUGUUAUUUGUGAUGCCUGAAGGAGGGUGGGGGCAUAAAUGUGACUCUUAUGAUCUUUAAGUCAGCUUGGCCUUUAUUUGUAUUUCUCCCUAAAGAAGAUCCCCAUUAUCGACACUUUCUGCCUGUUAUGAGAUGCUCAGAGAGGCUCAGAUCCCCCCCCACGGUAGGGUGGAGGGUUUGUAGGGUUUGUAUCAACAGUUAAAAUGCAGGAGUGGAAGACCAGUUUAACAGACACCUUGAUGAACAUCUGCUGCUUUUAAAAAUAUAUAUCCUAGUUUUUAGAAUCCCUGCCACUGUUCCACAUAGCUGUAUGUGUGUGUUGGAGUAAAAGUGUUUGUGGGUCUCAGUGUUCCAUUUUGUUACCCUCACCGCCUUUUAAACGCCUUGUCCUAAGCAGAGUGGCAUAGCAAUAAUGAGUGGUGCUCCUGUUCUAGGCUGCUCUGUUGGUUUUGGACCCUCUGGGCUUCGCGGAGUUUCAUCUUGUUUGGAGAAUAUUUUGAAAUAAAAGAAAAAGUCCAUCACA
Messenger RNA from Girardinichthys multiradiatus, 1428 nucleotides. It is a transcript of the gene hmgn3, whose product is annotated as high mobility group nucleosomal binding domain 3. Gene Ontology annotation, biological process: chromatin organization. The record is from RefSeq and is a predicted model, not a curated record. Lineage: Eukaryota; Metazoa; Chordata; Actinopteri; Cyprinodontiformes; Goodeidae. Bases 302 to 613 code for a protein of 103 amino acids. Gene Ontology annotation, cellular component: chromatin; nucleus. The transcript has 6 exons. Gene Ontology annotation, molecular function: nucleosomal DNA binding.